GUGCUUCCCAACAGCCUUGCAGCCAGACACCUCCUCGGCAUGGCUGUGAGGGUAGCGCAGCUUUCAUAGGGCGGCUCGCAGCCCCCAAAGGGCUGAGCGGCCUGGAAUGUCUCAAACCAUGUCUCUUUUGGGUAGACCACGGCCCCUGAGCCUCAUGUUUCUCUUGGGGAUGGGGAUGGCAUCAGAGAGGAUCAACUGCCCAAGCAGGUGUAGCUGUCAGUACCUGGAAGUGAACUGCACCGGGCAGCAGUUCCAGGAGUUCCCUGCAGAUAUCCCUCUGGACACCAGGCAGCUGAUUCUGGCGGCAAACAAUGUCUCGUACCUGCCGGCAGUGGAAUUGAGCUUCCUGGCUGAUUUGGUGUACCUGGACUGCAGCAAGAACCUCUUGGGGGAUGACCUGGAUUUCACUUUCAUUGGUGUGGCCAAGCUUGUUUAUCUGGACCUCAGCUUCAACAGCCUCACCCAGGUCACCUUCAGCACCUUCUCACACCUCCUCAGUCUGGUGGUGCUGAAAAUCUCGGACAAUCCCAACCUUGUGGCCAUCGAGAAGGAUGCUUUUGCCAACAACACCUGGCUGAGGCACCUGGAUGUGAGCCGGACAGGCUUAACAUUCCUGGACACCAGCACCGUCCGGGACCUGCCCAACCUGAGGUUUCUGGGGCUCAGUGACAACCUGUGGCACUGCAACUGUUCCUUUUUGGACUUCAUCACUUGGAUGACAGAGAGCGACAUUCAUUUUCCAGAUGCUGACAACAUCACCUGCUACACCCCAGAAGGCCUGCGAGCCCUGAGGAUGCAGGCAGUGGAGGCACAGCUUCACUUCACCUGCCUGACCCAGCUACACAAGACAGACUACGUCUUUCUGUGCCUCGUUGGCUUCUGCAUAUUCCUUGCUGGCACCAUUACAGCCUGGCUGGCCGGCAUCUGUGCUGUUAUCUACAAAAUCCAUGCUUCAAAGGGAGAGGAAGAGGAGGAGGAGGAGGAAGAAGAAACAGCCACUUAGGACCAGCCCUUCUGAACUCUCAUUGUGGAAACCAAAGGCAGGCCCUUCCUGCCUGAUUUCCCACAUGAUGUCCUGCUCUAAAUGCCUUUUUUUUUUUUUUUUUUGAAGUGAAAUAACACU
Pseudopipra pipra is the source of this 1123-nucleotide messenger RNA. It is a transcript of the gene LRRC52, whose product is annotated as leucine rich repeat containing 52. Bases 107 to 1003 code for a protein of 298 amino acids. Lineage: Eukaryota; Metazoa; Chordata; Aves; Passeriformes; Pipridae. The record is from RefSeq and is a predicted model, not a curated record. The transcript has 2 exons. Gene Ontology annotation, molecular function: voltage-gated potassium channel activity; potassium channel activator activity; transmembrane transporter binding. Gene Ontology annotation, cellular component: voltage-gated potassium channel complex.